AUGCCCUUUGCACAGCUCGUCAUAGGCCCGCCGGGCUCGGGCAAGUCGACGUACUGCGAUGGCAUGCAGCAGUUCAUGGGCGCCAUCGAGCGCAAGUGCUCUGUCGUCAACCUCGACCCCGCCAACGAUCACACCUCGUACCAGCCCGCCGUAGACGUUCGGGACCUGGUCACGAUAGACGAGAUCAUGGAGCAAGAGACUCUGGGUCCGAACGGAGGUAUUCUGUUUGCACUCGAGGAGCUGGAACACAACUUCGACUGGCUAGAAGAGAGCCUGAAGGAACUAGGAGAUGACUACAUCCUCUUCGACUGCCCCGGCCAGGUCGAGCUCUUCACACACCACGGCUCGCUUCGCAACAUCUUCUUCCGCCUACAAAAACUUGGGUAUCGACUCGUCGUCGUCCACCUGACCGACUCGAUCAUCCUCUCGCGACCGUCGCUCUACGUUUCCUCCCUCCUGCUCGCCCUGCGCAGCAUGCUGCAGAUGGACCUGCCUCACCUGAAUGUUCUCACCAAGAUCGAUAACCUCCGCAACUACCCCAAUCUUCCCUUCAAUCUCGACUACUACACCGAAGUCCAGGAUCUACAAUACCUACUGCCGCACCUCAACCGCGAACAGACGUCCGGCAUUCCGGGCCCCACCAUAGCCGGCGCAAACGAGGACGUGGAUCCGGACGACGACGAACCGACCUCAAAGUUCUCCGCGCUGAACAAAGCUAUCGUAGAACUCGUCGAGGACUUUGCGCUGGUAGGCUUCGAGACACUGGCGGUUGAGGAUAAGAAGAGCAUGAUGACGCUACUGCGGGCUAUCGAUCGUGCAGGUGGCUUCGCGAUGGGUGGAAUAGAGGGCGCAAAUGACACAGUGUGGCAAAUGGCCAUGCGCGAGAACGGGGCGACUAUGGACGCUCGCGAUGUACAGGAGAGGUGGCUGGACAGGCGGGACGAGCUCGAUGAAGAAGAGAGGAAGGCAUGGGAAGAUGAGACCAAAGAGAUGCGCGACCCACCACCACAGAACCCUCCCCAAGCACCGCCUGCCGCGAAACCACCUACAAAGCCCAAGGAUCAAGAUAGUGACGACGAUAUGGACGAUCUUGAGGAGAUGCGACAGUUCAUGGAGAAGAAGGACUCAGGCAUCAAUGUAGUUAGGAAGUGA
Molecule: messenger RNA, 1152 nt
Organism: Alternaria ethzedia
Lineage: Eukaryota; Fungi; Ascomycota; Dothideomycetes; Pleosporales; Pleosporaceae
Exons: 2
Coding region: 1-1152 (383 amino acids)
Cellular component (GO): cytoplasm
Molecular function (GO): GTPase activity
Source: RefSeq, a predicted model, not a curated record